GCUGCCUCUGUCGUUCCGCGCCGGCCGCGGCCAGAGGCGAGUCAGGACCGCGGACAGCGCCCCCCCCGCGCCGCCCCGCGCCCACCAUGACGGCGGAGACCCAUCUGCAGGGCGUGGAGAUCUCGGCAGCCCAGUUCUUCGAGAUCUGGCACCACUACGACUCCGACGGCAAUGGGUUCAUGGACGGGAAGGAGCUACAAAACUUCAUCCAGGAGCUGCAGCAGGCACGGAAGAAGGCAGGCUUGCAACUGAAUAGUGAUAGAAUUAAGUCCUUCAUCAGGAUGUUUGAUGCAAACAAUGAUGGAAAGUUGGAGCUUACUGAACUGGCCAGACUGCUCCCUGUACAGGAAAAUUUUCUUAUUAAAUUUCAGGGUGUCAAAAUGUGUGCAAAAGAAUUCAAUAAUGCCUUUGAGAUGUAUGAUCAAGAUGGCAAUGGCUAUAUAGAUGAAAAUGAACUUGAUGCCCUACUGAAGGAUCUCUGUGAAAAGAACAAAAAGGAAUUAGACAUUACCAACCUUGCAACAUACAAGAAAAGCAUCAUGGCCUUGUCUGAUGGAGGAAAGCUGUACCGAGCAGAAUUGCUCAGGAUGUUUGAUGCAAACAAUGAUGGAAAGCUGGAGCUUACUGAACUGGCCAGACUGCUCCCUGUACAGGAAAAUUUUCUUAUUAAAUUUCAGGGUGUCAAAAUGUGUGCAAAAGAAUUCAAUAAUGCCUUUGAGAUGUAUGAUCAAGAUGGCAAUGGCUAUAUAGAUGAAAAUGAACUUGAUGCCCUACUGAAGGAUCUCUGUGAAAAGAACAAAAAGGAAUUAGACAUUACCAACCUUGCAACAUACAAGAAAAGCAUCAUGGCCUUGUCUGAUGGAGGAAAGCUGUACCGAGCAGAAUUGGCUCUUAUUCUCUGUGCUGAGGAAAACUAGAGUUCUUCU
Molecule: messenger RNA, 926 nt
Organism: Passer montanus (Eurasian tree sparrow)
Lineage: Eukaryota; Metazoa; Chordata; Aves; Passeriformes; Passeridae
Gene: CALB1
Product: calbindin 1
Exons: 14
Coding region: 87-917 (276 amino acids)
Biological process (GO): regulation of long-term synaptic potentiation; regulation of presynaptic cytosolic calcium ion concentration
Cellular component (GO): terminal bouton; dendritic spine; nucleus
Molecular function (GO): calcium ion binding
Source: RefSeq, a predicted model, not a curated record